Messenger RNA from Parastagonospora nodorum SN15, 630 nucleotides. RefSeq lists its product as hypothetical. The record is from RefSeq and is a predicted model, not a curated record. Gene Ontology annotation, biological process: positive regulation of transcription from RNA polymerase II promoter by galactose. Gene Ontology annotation, molecular function: RNA polymerase II cis-regulatory region sequence-specific DNA binding; DNA-binding transcription factor activity, RNA polymerase II-specific. NCBI's taxonomy places the organism in Eukaryota, Fungi, Ascomycota, Dothideomycetes, Pleosporales, Phaeosphaeriaceae. The transcript has a single exon. The coding region runs from base 1 to 630 and encodes 209 amino acids. Gene Ontology annotation, cellular component: nucleus.
AUGAGCGCCGAGGAAAAGGUGGCGAUUGGAAAAUGUCGCGUUCUCGCCAUGAAGACAAUUGAAGAUAUGAGCCAGGAGUGUAUGCCUGACCUACUAUCUGGCUGGAAUUCCGUCUGGUUCUGCUUCCAGGCGUGCAUGGUCUCUCUCGUCUCCUUGUUCAGCGACGCGAGCAUGCCCGAAGAAGUACACAAAUGGCAAGCCUCCAUCGAGACGGCUCUACAAUUCUUCGAUUCUAUCCGCGACUACAGCAUCGCAGCGAAGCGAAGUAAAGACGCCGUCUCAAAGCUCUACCAAGCCUACAAAGCCUAUGCAGUUCCGGCCACACAAAUACCCCCACAAAUAUCAAUGUCGCAACAUCAAUACCAGGCUCAGACCCCAUAUUCGAUGGCCCCGAAUCCUAUGCAACUCGGCGCACAUACAAAUCUCGGAGCACGGAAUCCUUACCAGUUCAAUCCAGGCACCCCAUCAUGGUCCAGCGACCCAAAUUUCCUCAACAAUUUCUGGGACGACAUGAUGUGGGACACCAACUUGCCUGAUCUGCUCGAGCAUCCGUUCGGACUGAGCAACGAAUUCGAAUAUGGCGGCGCCGCACAGGAUUCUGGGAACAAUGGUUGGCUGCAGGGGAACUGA